GAGGAGGACCAACCCGGCCCCUCCGGACGGCCAGUGCUGCCCCCGGCCCCAUGGAGACGUUGUGCGGCGGCGGCCAGUUCGGCUCCCAGCUGUGGGACUGGAACCUCACGGUGUACUCGGACAGCCCAGACCUGACUCCCUGCUUCCAGAACACUGUGCUGGCCUGGCUGCCCUGUGUCUAUCUGUGGACUGCCCUACCCUGCUACCUGCUCUACUUAAAGCGCCAUCAGCAAGGCUACAUCGUCCUCUCCGUCCUCAGCAGGAUUAAGACGGGUGUCGGCGUCCUGCUCUGGUGUGUGUCGUGGCUUGACCUCUUCUACUCCUUCCAUGGCCUGGUCAAGGGCAUCCCUUUGCCUCCUGUCUACUUUGUCACCCCCCUGGUAGUGGGCAUCACCAUGCUUAUGGCCACAAUGCUGAUCCAGUACGAGCGGCUGCAGGGGGUGCGGUCAUCAGGCGUGCUCUUCGUCUUCUGGUUCCUGUGCGUACUCUGUGCCCUCAUCCCCUUCCGCUCCAAGAUCAUCGUCGCCACCGCCCAGGAUGGGGUCCGGGACCAGUUCCGCUUCACCACCUUCUACCUCUACUUCUUCCUGAUCCUCGUCGAGUUGGUCCUCAGUUGUUUCAGAGAGCAGCCGCCGCUGUUCUCCUCGGCCAAGCCUAGCCCCAACCCUUGCCCUGAGGCGAAUGCUGGCUUUCUUUCUCGGCUGACAUUUUGGUGGUUUACUCGCAUGGCCAUCCUUGGGUACCGGCGGCCCCUGGAGGAGAAGGACCUGUGGUCGCUCAACGAGGAUGACACAUCGCAAGUAGUAGUGCAGCGGCUGCUGCGGGAAUGGGAUCGGCAGAAAGUGGAAUGUGCCAGGAAGAAUAUGACAUUUGCAACCAAGGGGAACGGUGCGGCCGGAGGAGACCCCAAGGAGAGUGAAGUCCUGAUCGUGGGUCGGGGGAGAACCCAAGAGCCCUCCUUCCUCCGUGCCCUGCUGGCCACUUUUGGCCCCUACUUCCUCAUCAGCUCCUUCUACAAGCUGCUCCAGGACCUGCUCUCCUUUGUGAACCCCCAACUUCUCAGUGUCCUGAUUGAUUUCAUCAAGAGCCCUGAGGCCCCCGCCUGGCAGGGUUUCCUGAUCGCCGGGCUGAUGUUUGCCUGUGCCCUGCUGCAGACCAUCAUCCUCCAUCAGCACUUCCAGUUCUGCUUCGUGACUGGCAUGCGUCUUCGCACGGGCAUCACCGGCGUGAUCUACCGCAAGGCUCUCCUCAUCACCAACUCUGCCAAGCGCUCAUCCACUCUGGGCGAGAUGGUUAACCUGAUGUCUGUGGAUGUCCAACGCUUUGUGGACCUGGUCACCUUCCUGAACAUGCUGUGGUCAGCCCCCCUGCAGAUCACCCUGGCUCUCUUCUUCCUCUGGCAGUCUCUGGGUCCAGCAGUCCUGGCCGGGGUGGCCGUGAUGGUUUUGCUCAUCCCGCUCAACGCUGUCAUUGCUGUGAAGACUCGAGGCUUACAGGUGGAGCAGAUGCAGUACAAAGACUCCCGCAUCAAACUGAUGAAUGAGAUCCUGAACGGUAUCAAGGUGCUGAAGCUUUACGCCUGGGAGCCCAGCUUCACCCAGCAGAUUCUGGGCAUCCGCCAGAAGGAACUCCGCGUGCUCCGCAAGGCUGCCUGUCUCAGUGCCCUGUCCACCUUCGCCUGGAUGACUGCCCCCUUCCUGGUGGCGCUGACCACCUUCGCCGUCUACGUCUCCGUGGAUGAGACCAACGUGCUGGAUGCCGAGAAGGCCUUCGUGUCGUUGUCCCUGUUCAACAUCCUGAGGUUCCCGCUCAACAUGCUUCCUCAAGUGAUCAGCAACUUGACCCAGACCAGCGUCUCCCUGAAGAGGAUCCAGCAGUUCCUGAAUCACGAUGAGCUUGACCCCGACUGUGUGGACACAAAGACCAUAUCUCCAGGCUACGCCAUCACUGUGCACAACGGCACCUUCAGCUGGGCUCGGGAUCUCCCACCGACCUUGCACGACAUUGAACUCUGGGUGCCGGGGGGCUCCUUGGUGGCUGUGGUGGGGGCCGUUGGCUGUGGAAAGUCGUCCCUGAUCUCCGCCUUGCUUGGGGAGAUGGAGAAGCUGGAGGGGCAGUUGGCGGUGAAGGGCUCUGUGGCCUACGUCCCCCAGCAGGCCUGGAUUCAGCACGCCUCCCUGAAGGACAACAUCCUUUUCGGCCAGCCGUGGACCGAGCAGAAAUAUCAGCAUGUCCUGGAGGCCUGCGCCCUGACCACUGACCUGGCUAUGCUGCCCGCUGGCGACCGGACUGAGAUUGGGGAGAAGGGUAUAAAUCUGUCGGGAGGGCAGCGGCAGCGGGUCAGCCUGGCUCGGGCCGCGUACAGCAACGCUGACACAUACCUGCUGGACGACCCGUUGUCCGCCGUGGACUCGCAUGUGGCCAGACACAUCUUCGACCAAGUGAUCGGACCAGGCGGGCUGCUCGCCGGAAAGACCCGCCUGCUGGUGACCCACGGGGUCAGCUUCCUGCCCCAGGUGGACCACAUCAUCGUCCUGGUGGAUGGGCGGGUCUCAGAAUCCGGCUCCUACCAUGCCCUCCUGCAGCAGGACGGAGCCUUCGCCGAGUUUCUGCGCAGCCACGCCCCGAAUGACCCCGUGAAGGAGGAUGAAGUAUCAACCCUGGUGGGCGAGGAGGAGGUGCUGCUGGCCGAGGACACGCUCAGCGAUCACACGGACUUGGCGGAUAGCGAGCCGGUGACCAACGAAGUGCGCAAGCUGUUCCUCAGGCAGUUGAGUGUGAUCUCGGCUGAAGGCGACUGCCCCAGCAAGAUGUCUACCAGGAGGCGAUUGGGUGGUGAGAAGAAGGGGGUAGAGCUGCCUCCCCCACAGUCUGCCAGCCCUGCUGAGCGACUGAUCCAGGUGGAGACGGCAGAGACUGGCACGGUGAAGUUGGCGGUAUUCCUGCAGUAUGCCAGGGCCGUAGGGAUCUGGUUGUCCGCCUUGGUCUGCUUUCUCUACCUUGGCCAGAAUGCGGCGUCUAUCGGCGCCAACAUCUGGCUCAGUGACUGGACCGACGAGCCCGUGGUCAACGGGAGCCAGAGCAACACCCGCCUGCGGGUUGGCGUCUACGCGUCCCUGGGGCUGCUGCAGGGCUUGCUGGUGAUGAUGUCGUCGUUGACGCUGGCCCUGGGUGGGAUCCGGGCGGCCCGCACCCUGCACGCCCAGCUGCUGGCAAAUAAGAUGCGGACACCCCAGGCCUUCUAUGACACGACGCCCCUCGGCCGCAUCAUCAACCGCUUCUCCAAGGACGUCUACGUCAUCGACGAGGUGAUCCCGCCCACGGUGCUCAUGUUCCUCGGCACCUUCUUCUCCUCCGUCUCCACCGUGGUCAUCAUCAUGGCCAGCACGCCGCUCUUUGCUGUCGUCAUCGUGCCCCUCUCUAUCCUCUACUUCUUCGUUCAGAGGUUCUACGUGGCCACGUCGCGCCAGCUGAAGCGCCUGGAGUCCGUGAGCCGCUCGCCCAUCUACUCGCACUUCUCCGAGACCCUCACGGGCACCAGCAUCAUCCGUGCUUUCGGGCGGGGCCCCGUCUUCGUGGCCAUCAACGACGCCAAGGUGGACACCAACCAGCGCAGCUACUACCCAGGGAUCACUGCCAACAGGUGGUUGGGCAUCCGCGUGGAGUUUGUCGGGAACUGCGUGGUGCUCUUUGCCGCUCUCUUCGCCGUGAUUGGGAGGAAGAGUCUGAAUCCCGGGCUGGUGGGGCUGUCGGUGUCCUACGCCCUGCAGGUAACAAUGUCUCUGAACUGGAUGGUGAGGAUGACCUCUGACCUGGAAUCCAACAUUGUAGCAGUGGAGAGAAUUAAAGAGUAUUCAGAAACUGAGACUGAGGCCCCGUGGGUCAAUGAAAAGAGCCGCCCGCCGGCGGACUGGCCGCAGAAGGGCGAGGUGGAGUUUGUGAACUACUCCGUGCGCUACCGAAAGGGGCUGGAUCUGGUGCUGAAAGGCCUCAGCUUGCGGGUGAAAGGCGGCGAGAAGGUCGGGAUUGUGGGCCGCACCGGAGCCGGGAAGUCCUCCAUGACCCUCUGCCUCUUCAGGAUCCUCGAAGCGGCUGCCGGCGAGAUCCGGAUCGACGGGAUAAAAAUAUCGGACAUUGGCCUUCAUGACCUGCGCUCUGCCCUGACCAUCAUCCCUCAGGACCCCAUCCUCUUCUCGGGGUCCCUGAGGAUGAACGUGGACCCAUCGGGGCGGUACCCCGAGGCCGAAAUCUGGCAAGCUCUGGAGCUGUCGCACCUGAAGAAGUUCGUCAGCAGCCAGCCUGAAGGGUUGGAGUUCGAGUGCUCGGAGGGAGGAGAGAACCUCAGCGUGGGUCAGCGGCAGCUGGUCUGCCUGGCCAGAGCCCUGUUGCGCAAGAGCCGAAUCCUGAUCUUGGACGAGGCCACGGCCGCCAUCGACCUGGACACGGACGACCUCAUCCAGGGGACCAUCCGCACGCAGUUCGCCGAGUGCACGGUGCUGACCAUCGCUCACAGGCUCAACACCAUCAUGGACUACACCAGGGUCCUGGUCCUGGACGCGGGGCAGGUGGCGGAGUUCGAUACGCCGGCGGCGCUCCUCGCGGCCAAAGGCAUCUUCUACGGCAUGGCCAGGGACGCCGGGCUGGCCUGAGCCGGGGCCAGGGACGCCGGGCUGGCCUGAGCCGGGGCCAGGGACUCCGGACUGGCCGGCCCCUCCCGCGGAGAGGAUCCGCAGCCCGGAGCCGCGUCGCGCCGGGCCCGGCUGCCCCAGGAUCGUCAGCGAAGAGGAAAUUCCACGGCGGGACCGAAAGGAUCUUGGCCGUAAUUUUCCACGUUUCUGAGAUUUUUCUUUGCCCGAGGUAUUUUUAAUAAAUGUUUUUUCUUUCGAGGCAGAAAGUCGCCGUGCGAGCCACCCGGGGUGCUAGUGGGGAGCUCACGCUGCGGACGGGUCACUGCUGAAAUAAAGACUUUGAGAACUACA
Ornithorhynchus anatinus (platypus) is the source of this 4979-nucleotide messenger RNA. It is a transcript of the gene ABCC3, whose product is annotated as ATP binding cassette subfamily C member 3. The transcript has 31 exons. Gene Ontology annotation, biological process: transmembrane transport. NCBI's taxonomy places the organism in Eukaryota, Metazoa, Chordata, Mammalia, Monotremata, Ornithorhynchidae. The record is from RefSeq and is a predicted model, not a curated record. Gene Ontology annotation, molecular function: ATP binding; ATP hydrolysis activity; ABC-type transporter activity. The coding region runs from base 51 to 4649 and encodes 1532 amino acids. Gene Ontology annotation, cellular component: membrane.